Molecule: messenger RNA, 2794 nt
Organism: Polypterus senegalus (gray bichir)
Lineage: Eukaryota; Metazoa; Chordata; Cladistia; Polypteriformes; Polypteridae
Gene: phf24
Product: PHD finger protein 24
Exons: 9
Coding region: 375-1655 (426 amino acids)
Molecular function (GO): calcium ion binding
Source: RefSeq, a predicted model, not a curated record
AAUCACGUCACGGGAGGUUAUUUAUUUAUUUAUUCCUUGGAAUUAUUAGGUCACACCGCUUAUGAAAGGAACUGGCGUAUACGCUGAAAAAACGGCUGUUUUAAACUGCGAUCUCUUCUGUGGUGUUUCCUUUAACUGCGGCUCAUCCAGCACUGCGGCUGUCCCCUCACCUGAACGCGUUCGUACUUGACUGCUAAAGAACACGAAGAUACCGAGCCAAUUCCGUACAGCCGCCAGCUCCUAGAAAACAAGAAAUCUGCUUUCGAUAAGUUAGCACGGUCCCUGAGAUGCGCUCUGGACUUUUUGCAGCAAAAUUAUUGUGGAAGUGAGAUUUUUAACAUCACAGAAGCGGCAGUGUUUGUGUCUCUGACACAAUGGGGGUGCUGAUGUCCAAAAGGCAAAGUGUGGAGAAGGUGCAGAAAGUAAGUGUGGUUGUGUCAGCCUUUAAAGAAGGCCUUAAAGACAAGCCUACAUUUGCCUGUCGGCCUGAGCAACCAAAUUUUACCCAAGAACAAAAUGCAAUACCUACUGAGACGAAACCGCAAGAAAACGAUAAUGAGUCAAAGCAGGAGUCAUCUAGUUCCCACUUUACAGCUAAGGAUGAUGCAACAACAGCCUGGUCCAGACUUCGUGAUGGCCGAGGUUUGGAGCCAGAGGAGAUUCAGUGGGCUCAUCAACUUACUCCUCCUGCAUUCAUCCGACCAAAAAGGAAAAUUGAUGAUGAUCAGCCUAUUGAUAUUAAUUUGGAGGAACAAGAGCAGCUUGUUAAUGACGAGAUGUGUGAAAUCUGUGAAGUGUGGACUGCUGAAGAUCUCUACCCAUGUCGUAUCUGCACACGUGUGUUUCAUGAUGGCUGUCUGAGAGAAAUGGGUUACCUGCACAAAAAGAACCUUCAGCAUCUGACUGAAACUGCACAUACUGCUACUGGGUGGAGUUGUUAUUACUGUGAUAAUGUUAAUCUACUGCUUACAGAAGAAGAGAUGUACAAUCUUAUGGACACAUUCAAACAAUGCAAUAUCAUCCCAGAUUCCUGUCUUAGCUCUGAUGAGUUUCUGCACUACAAACACUUUGUUUCAAAGCAACAUUAUGGAAAGCAGAUGAGUGAAGAGAUGGAGGAGCAAGAGCUGAGACAGUUUUCUGCACUUGAACAGAGGGGGGAAAUUGAAUGGAUGGACUUUCUCUACCAUGAGUCUUUAAUUGUCCUCAAAAAAUUUCGCAGUAAGAAUUCUUUAGUGCGACUACUGACAGCAAAGGAGAGAGAUCGAGCUAGGGAUACAUUUAUCAGCCUUGACACAAAUGGCAGUGGACAUAUUACAAGAACAGACUUCAUGAAAUCACAGCAGACCUGGUUUCGAAAGCACACCAAAGGAUCACAGUCUUGCAAUGGAAGACUUUUUGGACUCUGCUCCCCAGUGUGGCAAUUAAGGAGGACCAAAAAUGUACUUUCUUUGCUGUAUUCUAGCAGUGAGAACAUUGGGAAGAUUUCUGCAAGCAGUACAAUGGGCCCUGGAAGUGGAGAGACUAUAGAAAAGUCAACAUUACCCUCUUCGGACAACACGCAAGUGGACUGGAACACUUUCUUAAGUGAAAGCGCCAUCUUCAUUGUGGCAUCCCGUCCAAAUAAUGCUGCAAUUCACCUGCACCCUCUACUAUAAAUCUCAAGACAGAAAUAUUGCCAAAUGCUGGAAGAAGAGCAAGCAUUGAACAUUAGGCUAACCUGCUCCUGCUAUGGUUAUAAACUAGCACAAUAGUUUAUGAUUUAUGACAUUUGAUUAAGUACUUUUAGUAGAAUAGCCUAUACAUCCUUUAGAAAUAGAAGUAAUACUGUCUCACACACAAAUCAGAUUGGCACACUACUCACUGAGCCUGCCAAUGCCAUUUUAUAUUGUUUCUCCAAACACAUAACUUUAAAAUAAACAGACCAAAAACUGCCUAGCAUAGAAUAUUCCAUAUAAAUUCUAAUGACAAUCAUAUUUUGGAAGUAAAGAUUACUUAUCACUGGAUUGUAAGAGUGACUGCAAAAAUACACCUUACAGAAAGAGACCAAUUUCUAUCCUUGUAAUGAAAGACUUCAGUUAAAUUAAGAACACACCUUGGGAGGCAUAUUAUUCUCAUGUCAUAAAAAUCAAGUUACACCAUUCAGGUUUUUGACUGUUGUAUGCAUCUAGAAUCUGCUAUGGUGUUAAACUAACUUCCACCUCUUAACUAAUGAUAGAUAUCAGGGCAAUCCCUCUACUCUCUCAAAACUUCAGCAAAGGUAACAUGAUGUACCAAAGCAAGGUCAAAAACCCACAUAUACUGUAUAAGGUGCUUGUAUUUUAAAUACAAUAUAUUUUAUGGUAUGUUAAAUAAGUGUGUUUUGUGAGGUAACCCAAGUUUGUGAUAGCCACUUUCCAGGAAGUUGUGCAUGUUGGCUGAUAGAAAAUUAGGGGGGGAUCAAUAAAUGACCUGCAUUUUAAGAAUAUUUGGUGACAAUUAGAAUUAUUACUCUUUCUGCUGUAAGCAGAAUGUCUUCUGUGGUCUACAGCAUAUGAUGUUCAGCCAUUAAUAUAUAAGAACAUUUGUCCGUAUUCCAUACUCAAAUAAGAAACAGUGAUGAAUUAAAGAUAUAUUGUUGUGGAGAAUCUGUGCAGAGAAAACUUAGUGUGAAAGUCUUUUGCAGCUAAUAAUUACAAAUGUAUCUUCAGAAAAACAGCAUUCAGUCAGGCUGUCUACAAAAAUGCAUGCAGAUUACAUAUAUUAUUUCUUUAUAGAUCAAUUUACUAACACUGCAAUCUUUAUACCUCGUGCAAAU